This is a messenger RNA of Auanema sp. JU1783, 945 nucleotides long. The record is from the annotation of a GenBank genome assembly. Lineage: Eukaryota; Metazoa; Nematoda; Chromadorea; Rhabditida; Rhabditidae.
AUGAAAGAACUUCUUCUGCUUCUGCUUCUAACUGAAAUUCAUUCAACCAGCAGCAAUGUUCUUCGUAUCAUGACAUUCAAUAUCUGGCAAUCAGGAGCAAACGUUGAGAAUGGUUUGUGGAAAAUAGCUAAGCACAUCAGUAUUGUUGAUCCGGAUGUCGUUACAUUACAGGAAGUUUCUAAUAUUACUGUCAUAUCGGAUCUGGAAUAUCUCUUGGGACGACAAUGGAAAGGAGUGGUACCCAAUAAGGAAUACCCCGAUGUUGGCAUAUUAACGAAGCACUCCAUUCAUUUACAUUCUUUCGCUUACACCAACUGGACUAUGGGUCUUCGAAUUUCUCUAACUUCCGGUCAUUUCAUCAAUAUUUGGACAGCGCACUUACAAUAUAGAGCAUACGGACCUUAUGCGGCUUUCAAUAAGCUCGUUACGAAAAUGGAUCAAAUAAUGGCAGGAGAGAAACCAUCAUUUGGUGAUGGUCGAUGGCAUAAUAUGAUGGAAGUUUAUGAGAACCCGACCAUGAGACGAUGGUUACAGAAAUGUGACUCGAUACCUUUCAUUUUUACCGGAGAUUUCAACUGUCCUUCUCACCUAGAUUGGACAUUAAACCAAACUGGAGUACAUGGUGGAUGGUCAGUAGAAUGGCCUGCAACAAAAAUUUUGGAACAGCUUGGAUUUAUAGACUCUUACAGGUAUCUCUAUCCGAAUCCGUCAACGCAUCCAGGAAAUAGUUGGUCGACAGUUAAUAAAUUCAACGCUGAAUGGGAUUACACUAUACCAGAACCUCAAGAUCGUAUUGAUUUCAUAUAUUUCAAAGGUCCUGUUAAACCUAUAAGAUCGUUUCUGUACAAAGGCAAUGAGCCAUUGAUGAGGAUUCCGUAUCACAUGCAGAAUGACUAUCCAUCUGAUCAUUACGCACUAAUCAGUGAUUUUCAAAUUUUCAAAUGA